Messenger RNA from Drosophila ananassae, 3468 nucleotides. RefSeq names its product chymotrypsin-like protease CTRL-1. Gene Ontology annotation, biological process: proteolysis. The record is from RefSeq and is a predicted model, not a curated record. The coding region runs from base 531 to 1688 and encodes 385 amino acids. The transcript has 6 exons. Gene Ontology annotation, molecular function: serine-type endopeptidase activity. NCBI's taxonomy places the organism in Eukaryota, Metazoa, Arthropoda, Insecta, Diptera, Drosophilidae.
UAUCUUUGCAGAGCCAACUAUAUACAACUUGAUCCAACCAUAGAAAAAAUAGACAAACCUCAUAAAACUGCAUUCAAUGGUCGAACGCAUCUGCAUGUUAUAAUGUUAAAUGCAUUUAUAGUAUAUAAAAAAUAUUAUUAAAAAAAACUAUAUAUCUGCCAAACAAAUGCACAAAUUACAACCUGGAAAUGGUCGCGAAUUGAGACCAAACUGUCAUAAAAAUCAGUUAAUAACCGCAGACCCCGCCAGACGAGCGAGUAGGAAAGUAUAUAAACGUGUACUAAUGUGCGUGAUAUACUUAUCGCUUAUGUGGAUAUCAUACGAAUAUGUAUAUAUUUUCAUUUUCAUUUGGCCAGAGAUCGCUGGGGUAUAUCGCUGCGUUUAGUUGACAAAGUUGUGUUAACCUGCACGGUUCCAAUUAACGGAAACCGAAAGUUCUGACCACAAAUACCGCACAAUAACUAAAAGUGCUCCUAAACUAAAAAGCGGAAAAAAUUAUUCAAGUGGUUUAAACUAAAUUGUGAAUUAAAAUGCGAGCCUUUCCUAUUUUGUGUAUAGUUUUACAAAUUUUAGCAAUCGGUCGAACGGAAUCGGGAGAUUUUGAGAAACUCGUUAUUCCCGUAAAUUAUCCAAAACCGGGAACAAACAGCGCGAUCCGUGGAAACGAGACAUCCGGACACUCAGUGGCCGCGCGCUCCUACUACGAUGGUGGUUUCUCCGCCUCCCAAUCCAGCUGCUCCGUGGGAACGGAGUGUACUCCUCUCCACGACUGCACGGCUCUGAUCUACGAGGUGGCCAGGAGCUGCUACUACGGCGACAAGUCGCUCUAUUGCGGUGGAACAAGUGAGGAACUUCCCUACGUCUGUUGUCCCAGCAGUCCCUUGGAGAAGAACCAGGUGUGCGGCAAAUCCCUGGUUCAAGGACACUUCUACAAGGGACUGGGAUCAUAUCCUUUUGUAGCUCGUAUUGGAUUCAAGCAUGUCAAUACGGGAGCCUUUGCCUAUCCCUGUGCUGGAGCCGUCAUCGCCAGGCGGGUCAUCCUCACUGCCGCCCACUGCGCUCUGGCCAAGGCCGACGGGCACCGACUAUCAUCGGUACGGGUGGGCGAGUAUGAUACCUCCAGCGAUCCGGACUGCGCCAACACCGGAUUCUGUGCCCCGCGCUCCGUCAACCACGCCAUCAGCCAUGUGAUCGUCCAUCCCGAUUACAAGCAGGGCCAGUACCACCAUGACAUUGCCCUGUUGGUGCUCAAAACGCCACUCAACUAUUCGGUGGCCACACAACCCAUCUGCCUGCAGAAGACACGCGCCAACCUGGUGGUGGGCAAGCGGGCCACGAUCGCCGGCUGGGGCAAGAUGUCCACCUCGAGUGUCCGACAGCCGGAGAUGUCUCACCUGGACGUUCCGCUCACCAGUUGGGAUCUGUGUCUGAGAAACUAUGGAUCCACGGGCGCUUUAGAGUCACCCAAUUCCAUUGAAGGCCAGUGGAUGUGCGCCGGCGGCGAAGGCAAGGAUGUAUGCCAGGGAUUCGGUGGAGCGCCGCUGUUUAUUCAGGAGAACGGUAUCUUUUCCCAGAUCGGCAUCAUGUCCUUUGGAUCGGAUAACUGCGGUGGGUUGCGCAUCCCGAGUGUCUACACUUCAGUGGCCCACUUUGCCGAGUGGAUACACGACAACACGCCGCCAGAGUAGACGUCCCUUCUCCUAAGAUAAGCAAAUAAACUUAAAAUUAAUUAAAAAAUUGCAUUUUAACCGAAAAGCUGCGAUUCUUUGAAACUAAAAACAAUACGACACUAACAAAAAAAAGAACGAGAAGGGACAGAAGAACCUGCUCCAUUGCGCAGCACUUUCCAAUGAACUGAUAUGUUGAUCUGAGCAUACACGCAUCCAAUAAUUUAAUUGAAUUAAUUGAACUUUGACACGAACCCCUCGCAGUCUUGAAAAUAUAAAAUGAUCUUUUAUACAAAUAAGAUGACGUCAAGAACAGAAACACUUUACACUUUCGAAUGAUUUCUGUAGUAUUGUGGCUUUAAGUUGACUAUAAAUAAAAGAAAUACUAAUUUAAAGAUAUAAAGAUUUAUUUUGAGCUUUAUUUAUUACAGCCAGACAUUUUUUAAUACUGAAAUAACAUUUUUAAAAGAGCAUUCGAAAUUCGACUAGGAUCUUCCAAGUAACUGCAAUCUAUGCCUUGUGGAACUCUGGAGCACCGAUCGUUAAACUUAAUCGCUUCUCGGACUGGGUUCGAUUUAGUUGCAAGGGAAUUCUCCUCCUCUCCUGCUUGUCCAACUACCUUAGUAUGUGUUUUAACUUUGGAUGCCGGUUGCCGGUUGCCGGUGUCCCGGUGCCAUGUGGCUAAUUGGAGUCAGCUGUUUUUAUGAUCCUCUCGGAUCAGCUGGUGGUUUGGCAAGACCUUCCCGACCAAGAACUAAGCCAUAAAACUUGAAUGCGAGACUGCACUGCGAGAAACCCGGUACAGAUAUUCACAAAAUAGCAAACUAAAUAGAAUUAAACCCCCAUUGAGGACAGUUGCAUAAGCUGUGCCGGCUGAUGACAAAUCAAUUUGUUCACAUUCCCGCAGAAAUCAAACGCUUAAUCAAUUUACGGACGACAAAGAGGCCGCCGGACAGGGCAGGGUAUCAAGUAUAUCGGCGAGAUACGAGGGUCGGAGGCUGGAGGCUGAAGGCUACAGCCAGAAGGCAGAAGACGCUAAAUGAAAAAUCAAUUUGCUUGUUGUUCUCCAAAAACAGAGACGGACGCCGUCCCCAGACGGUCAGUCGGCAAUCGAUCGUCGCGAGGUGAACAUCGUCAAGUGGUCGUUGUCGUCGUCGCUGGAGCGCUUCUGCUCAUCCCGAAUUUCCCAUUUGGCGGGGCGAAAAAUUCUUAAAAAACAUUCUCCGUAAACUGUCCAAAAUUUUAAUUGCAUAUUUGGGCCGCGUGUGUGGCCACUGGCCAGCUGGAAUCGUUCAAAUUUAUCAAUGGCCUUGAAAUAUUUGUUAAAUUCUUGCUUAUAUUUAACAGUCUGGCUGUAUUGGCACUAAAUAAUGAUGAUGCCCAGUAAAAUUGAUAUAAUAUUUAGUUAUAGAGUACAUUCUGAACCCUAAAUUCGGUUCGUAUUUGGUUUGUCAGGAAAAGUAUCUUAACAUUAAAUAGUUGAUGUAAACUAUGAUAUUUGUAAAAUAUAUGUAGGUGCUGCAUCCAGUGAGGUAGUGAAGAAUUGUAGCCUCUGAAAGUUAAAAAAGAUAGUUUGUUUUUAAUUAGUUUGUUUCAUAAUAUAAUAAAUAAAUAAAAUAUAUUCUUAGUUUACUUCAACUCUUUAAAUUGGCAAACAACUUUACAAAUUUCUAAAUAAAAUACUUUCAAAACUAUUUCUUCAAAAAUCCUUUUAAUAAUAUUAAUUAAGAUAUUUUUGAAUUAAAUAUAUGGCAACCCUUAGGAUUAUUGGAAUAUGUUCCAAUGGAGGAGAAACCCGAAG